Messenger RNA from Mizuhopecten yessoensis (Yesso scallop), 1067 nucleotides. RefSeq names its product cartilage matrix protein-like. The record is from RefSeq and is a predicted model, not a curated record. NCBI's taxonomy places the organism in Eukaryota, Metazoa, Mollusca, Bivalvia, Pectinida, Pectinidae. The coding region runs from base 1 to 639 and encodes 212 amino acids. The transcript has a single exon.
AUGUCUACCAGUGUGGGCUAUAAAAACUUCCAUAAAGUAUUGGAAUUCCUGGAAGCUUUCCUGUUUCAUGACGACAUAGAUAGCGGUACAGUUAGGGUCGGUGUUGUGGGUUAUAGCAGUGACGCUAAUGUCGAGUUCUUCCUCAACCAAUACUCUACUACCGAUACACUGUAUAAGGCUAUCGACAAUAUACAGUACAUGCUAGGAAACACCAAUACAGCGGCCGGUCUACGUGUCACCAGAUCCGCCAUGUUUACCGUAGAUCACGGGGACAGACCGGACGCUGAAAACAUAGCUAUAAUCGUAACGGACGGUGUGUCUAAUGUUAACUCCCGUAACACAAUACCGGAAGCGGAAAUGAUGAGGAAUUCUGGAAUUAAAAUAUACGCAAUAGGCGUUGGGCUAGUAGAGACCCAGGAGUUAACGGAAAUCGCAUCAAAGCCAAUUGAAGAUCAUUUAUUUCUUGCUGAUGAUUUCUCUGGACUUAAUAAUCUCCAUGAUCAAGUUCUUGACUCUUUUUGUCUUGAACCUGUACCGACACUGAGACCAGAACCUGCACCUUCACCAGAACCUGAACCAACACUACCUGGACCAGAUCUGCCACCCGUCGGUAGUAUCUCACCACUGCACAAAUGCUAAGCCCAUACACUCUACUAAAGCGUCUAACGUUUUGCGCAUUUUUUUUUAAACUUUAUUUACAAUUAUUGCGAAUUUAGAAAAAAUGUAAUCUCCGGUUACAGGCCAUGCUUACUAAGAAAAGUGAAAAUAUAUGUGAAUAAACAUUUGGUUUACAUAUAUUUGCUCCAUAAUUGACGAUUGUAAGUGCUAGUUGUUUGUAUAGUUGUAUAGUUGAAAUAUGUUAACUAAUAUAUUAUUUCACCGCUGCUACAUUUUCUUUUUUCUACAGAAUAAUUUCCACCCCGUCUCUCAUUUGGUCCUUACGUCUUGAUCUUUAUCACUCUAUCACACGUGCAAUCAUUGAUGACUCUGAAUAAGGUGCUGUUUCAAUCUUGACCCAAGGGUUGCGGGUUCGAGUCACGUCACGGCACUGUGUUGUAUCUUAGAGC